GAAAUUUAAAGAUGACGACAUAUGUGAUUCUAUACAAUGUCUCAAGUGUUCAAAGAAAAAAAACAACCUCUCACAUCUAAAAGGGAGAAAAGGAAAGAGAUAGGAAAAGAGGAAGAUAAUAGUAUAAAGUUUAUUAACACAUGCAAGGAACUAAAUGGAAGUAAAAGGCAGUUGAACAAAAAAUUAGGUGAACUUAGUUGGCCCCAAUUCCCCUUUUACUCUUACUUCUUCUUUAGAAUCGAACCUUACGCACCUAUACAUAUAGUGAGGAAGAAAAAGACUUAUAGUACAAGAUGGAAAGACAAGACAUAAUUCCUCAUACGUUAAGCCUAGAUGUCGAAAACAACAACAACACCUUCUCUUCUUUUGUUGAUGAAACCCUAAUGAUGAUGCCUCCGUUAGCACUUCCUCGCCAAGUAGAGCCUUCUUCAUCUUCUUGGUGUCCAACGAGUUUUCAUAUGCCUACGCAUCCCCCUGAGAAUGAUCAAAUCGGAGAUCAGGGGAAGAAGAAAGAUAAGAGAUCGAGGAAAGUUCCAAGGAUUGAGUUUCAUACGAGGAGUGAUGAUGAUGUUCUUGAUGAUGGUUAUCGUUGGAGAAAGUAUGGCCAAAAAUCUGUCAAGAACAAUGGCCAUCCAAGGAGCUAUUACAGAUGUACGUACCACACAUGCAACGUGAAGAAACAAGUGCAAAGAUUAGCAAAAGAUCCGAAAAUCAUCGUAACGACUUAUGAAGGCAUUCAUAACCAUCCUUGUGAGAAACUCAUGGAGACUCUUAAUCCUCUCCUCAGACAGCUCCAGUUCCUCUCCAGUUUUUCUAAUCUUUGAGUAAUUAUGUCAAUUUAAUACUUCUGUUGUAAUUAAUGUAAAGCUGAUUAUGGUUCUAGUCAAACCCGCUACCCAACAUCUCCCGGAGAGAAAAGGGUAUAGAACAAAACAAAAAUGUAACAGUUAUGAUUGAUUGUUUUGUUCAGAUC
Molecule: messenger RNA, 973 nt
Organism: Brassica napus (rape)
Lineage: Eukaryota; Viridiplantae; Streptophyta; Magnoliopsida; Brassicales; Brassicaceae
Product: probable WRKY transcription factor 24
Exons: 2
Coding region: 294-824 (176 amino acids)
Biological process (GO): regulation of DNA-templated transcription
Molecular function (GO): sequence-specific DNA binding; DNA-binding transcription factor activity
Source: RefSeq, a predicted model, not a curated record